CAUGGGUCCAACUCCAGAAGAAGUGUAUUUAAAUAUUGGCAAGAUAGUCCGACUUCUAUCAAAAGAAGAUGUAUAUCCUAUUGAAACAGUCGAAAAACACAAGGACAUAAGAGAAUUACUUCAGCAGCAGUUUAAAGAAAGUUAUAGAAUGACGAAUUCAAUAGCUUGCGAUAAUUGCGAUAUUACGAACAUUGUUAAUGUCACCGUAGGGCAUUUCACAUUCUCAAAGAUCUACUUUUUGAUAUCCUUCUUCAUCUGGAUAUUAGAAAAAAAAAAUGAAUCAGUCAAAGACAUUGGUCAAAUUGCAAAAGAUGCUUUUAAAGAGGAGUUUGUAAACAAUCACUGGAAAAUUGUAAGUGAAUUUUUGCAAGCCCGAAUAAUAAUUAUGGAAUUUAGUACCAAGACGCUGCCUUGUUUUCUACAAAUUCUGGAUUCAAACAUGCAUCCAGAGAAAGUACUUUUCUUUGUAAGAAUGGCAGAGAACCCUUCGGAAACUUUAGCGCUUACCUUUGUCAAGCGCAAUGAAAAUAUCAGAAAAUUGAAAUACCAAAAAUUUUUCUUGUAUGAUGACCAGGUACUAAUCAAUUACGAUGUCUACGGAAAAAAUCAUCAAGGCAAAUGGAUCUGUAGGGAACCUUUUUGUCCCGUUACGUUGAUAUUUCCAAAUGAUGAGAAGAAAUUGCCAUGCAGUGUUGGAUUUCAUACUCAUACUCAAAAAGGUAAGGCUUUUCUGAGCAUUCUUAAAGAAAAGCUCGAAGCAAAUGAAGACAUCUGUCAACCAGUCCAAAGAAUAGCCUUUCCUUUUGUGCUGAAGAUCAGGCUAAAAGCUUCUAAAUAUGGGGGGAUACGGAAAAACAGGCCGCUGUAUAACAUGAAAAUAAGAAAUCUUUGGGAAAAAAAGCCCAAAGGAUGGCAGGAUGAUCUGGUUUUCGAAAACCCAAAUAAGCCAGGAUCAAAAUUAAACAAGAAGAUGAUUAGGAAAAUUUUAAAAUUUCUUAUUCAGAAGUGUCCAUCACUCACAUAUACUUAA
This is a messenger RNA of Dimorphilus gyrociliatus, 1030 nucleotides long. The record is from the annotation of a GenBank genome assembly. Lineage: Eukaryota; Metazoa; Annelida; Polychaeta; Dinophilidae.